Chironomus riparius is the source of this 1724-nucleotide messenger RNA. NCBI's taxonomy places the organism in Eukaryota, Metazoa, Arthropoda, Insecta, Diptera, Chironomidae. The record is from the annotation of a GenBank genome assembly.
AUAGGGAUACAUAAAAAAACAUCUACUACUUACUGACUGCCUAUAUUUGUGAAAAUAUUUGAAGUCCACGAAUAGAUUUGCAUAAACUUUUGACGAGAAAGCACUGUAGUAAUGUUCAGACCAACUUUCCGCUUAUUUAUUCAAGGCUCAAGAACUUUAGGAGCAUUAAACAGAAGUGCAUUUAAAUGUUUUGAGCCAUCUUUCAAAAAUAAUAGUUUGCCAUUGAGGACAAUUUCAUCUCAUCACAACAAUCACCAUAUUUUACCAGAAGCUGCUCUUCAAUCCGCCGCUAGUAAGGAUGAUAUCAGAGAGUUUAUGAGCGUCUGGCCAGAUAUAGUAAGAGAUUUAACGGAUUAUGCCAAAAAAUUCGAAAAUCAUGAUGCUCCAAAGUGGUUCAGCAAGCUCCUUCAAUAUAAUGUAACAACAGGAAAGAAGAAUCGAGGCUUGGUUGUUGUGAUGGCAUACAAGAUUCUAAAGCAGAAUGGGGAACUGAAUGAUGAGGAAUUAAAGCUUGUUCAAUGUCUCGGUUGGUGUGUUGAGAUGUUGCAAGCAGUUUUUAUUAUUGAUGACGAUAUAAUUGACGGGUCGAUUACUAGACGAGGAGGCAAGUGUUGGUAUAAGAUGGAGGAUGUUGGACUGUCAGCAAUUAAUGACGCAAUGAUGAUUGAGAAUGGAAUUUAUUAUUUGCUAAAGAAAUACUUCAAAAACAAGGAAUAUUAUCAGGAUAUUGUUGAUUUGUUCCAUGAAGUUUCCUUCAUUACUACUCUCGGUCAGUUGCAAGAUAUCAAGGCCAGCCAGAAAAUGGACUUAAAUUUGUUCACGAUGGAACGAUAUAAAUCAAUUGUUGCAAACAAAACUGCAUAUUAUUCUUUUUAUUUGCCCGUUGCAUUAGCGAUGUAUAUGAGUGGAUUUGGAAAGGAUCCUGAAGUUUUUCGACAGGCAAAAACCAUUUUAUUAGAAAUAGGGAAUUUUUUCCAAGUACAAGACGACUUUAUUGACUGUUUUGGUGAUUCUUCUGUAACUGGCAAGUUAGGGACAGAUAUUAUCGACGGAAAGUGUACUUGGUUAGCAGUUGUUGCACUACAGAGAUGUACGAGCGAACAGAAGGAAAUCAUGAAAGAGUGUUACGGUCAAAAAGACCCAGAAAAAGUUGAACGAGUCAAAGAAUUGUAUGAGGACUUAUUAUUGCCUCAUACAUACGAAAUUUACGAAGAGGAGUCAUACAAAAUAAUUAAUACUCAUAUCCAGCAAAUUUCUCGGGGAUUACCACACAAGUUGUUCUUUAAGAUUUUAGAGAAAAUUUAUAGACGAAAUUCAUAAGAAAAUGCAUUGAAUUUUAUUCUUAUUUCAAAUAUGAAAUAUAAGUCAUACAUUUGUUUUACAUAGAAUUCAUCUGUUCUUAAAUAUAAUUCACUUGAUUUUUGAAUUCACUUUUGGUCACGGAAGCAUUAUUAUUUUAUUAUUAUUAUUUUAAAUUUUAUGUAACGGAGAAAAAGGCAAACAACUUCCAAUCUUUAUUUUCAUGGAAUCAACUAAAGAUGAUAUUUUUUAAAAAAUAUUGUCAAGCAUUUUCACGUGAAUUCAAGGAUUAUAUGAAUUUCAAAAAAAUCAGAGACUAGUUUUACGUUUCAUAAUUUUAUAAACAUACAGAAUGAACGAAAAUUGUUUAAUUAAAGUUGAAUACAAAAAUUUUAUAUAUACCAAUAUCAAUAAAAUGAUUAUAA